Messenger RNA from Athalia rosae (coleseed sawfly), 4594 nucleotides. Its product is annotated as angiogenic factor with G patch and FHA domains 1. The transcript has 8 exons. Lineage: Eukaryota; Metazoa; Arthropoda; Insecta; Hymenoptera; Athaliidae. The coding region runs from base 407 to 1984 and encodes 525 amino acids. The record is from RefSeq and is a predicted model, not a curated record. Gene Ontology annotation, molecular function: protein binding; nucleic acid binding.
UAGUAGUGCGGUUAAUUAGGGUAAAUAAUGGUCAACUCUAGCACGAUGUAGUGAUAAAUUCUAGCAUUCUAGGGUGAUUGUCGUCGGUUGAUCUGUUAUUUGUGUGAAGUAUUUGUUAUGAUCGUGGACAUACAGAGAGGCAACGUGAAGUAGUAGGGUUAUGAUCGUUUCAACAAAAUCAGCUGUGUUUUGUAAUUAAAAAAAAAUUGAUCCGUGUUUGACAGGCUUAAAUCGUCUAUUGUCAGAAGUUCGAGUAAAAAUUGUCAAAGCUCUUCGACAUCGAGCUAAAUCUUGAAAAUUACCGGUUUUCGGGUUGUUCAUUUUUAGGUUAUGCUUAUUACGAUUUGAUUGUGGUUACAAAUAAAAUAUUUUAUGCUGUGACAUAACUAUUAAACGGUCAUUGUUUAUGUCAAUGUAUGGAUGUGCGUGUCCGAAAACAUGCUUGUGUAACCUUUGUUUUCAAACGUUGUGUCAAACGAAACCUAAGGUUUUUUAUACAGUGGACACAAUGGAAAUUUCCCAAGCAAGUGAGAGUGAAAAUCUGAGAUCAGAUCUUAAUCAAGACUUUAAAGAAGUAUUACAAGAUCUUCCAGAAGUCUUAACAUUUAUACAUAGACUCCAAGACCACAUCACAUGGCAAGAGAAGAAGAUCAACAAAUUACGCAACAAAUUAACUGGACUUAAAAAAGAAAACCUACUGUGUGAAAAAAAAGUUUACAUUGACUGUGGAACACAAACAGAAUCGAAAGAUGCUGAGAAUAAGUCAAUCCCUGAACAAGACUGGACAGUGCUUCCUUCGACAGAAACUGUUGAAAAUAUUGUGGAGCAAGUCACUAAAGCAGCAGAAUCCGCACUGCAACAGACUGGAUUUGUUUAUGAAGAAACAUCUGGGCUCUAUUAUGAUUAUAAUAGUGGAUAUUACUAUGAUGCGGAACAAGGUCUUUACUAUGAUGGAAAUUCAGGGACAUAUUAUUAUUAUGACGAACCAAGCAAAUCUUACAAGUUUCACAGUCAAGCUGAAUUGACUUCGAGUGAAACAGCACUGCAGAAACAAACAACUUUGAGAAAGGAAAAACGGAAAGCCAAAAAGGCGAAUAAGGAUGUGGUGAAAAAGCGCAAAUCGUUAAUGGCCAGGAAAAGCGAAUCAGGAAAUGAAGAUGACCAAGAAGAGGGCGAAUGCUCAGCUAGUGAUACCAGUUCGAGCACUCAAGAAAAUACUUCUGAAUUAUCCUCUAGUAACGAGAGUGAAAACGAAGGCGAUCAAGAAGUAGCAAAGAGCUACCCACCUUGCAUCAGAAUUAUCGUCAAGGAAACCAAUAUACCCAAGUUAAAACUUGGAUCUCUGUUUGUGGUUGCUUACACAGGUGGUUCAAUGGGUAGAGAAGGCGACCACGCUGUUCUAAUACCAGACAUAAAUAUUAGCAAGCAACAUGCAAGAUUCCAGUAUGACGAAUCGAAGAAACAGUACGAAAUAAUUGAUCUCGGAUCUAGAAACGGAACCUUAUUGAAUGGAAAGAGGCUGUCAGUAGCCAAACAGGAGUCUGAUCCCUCCGAGAUCGUGCACGGUUCGGUAAUACAAGUCGGGUCUACAAAGCUACUAUGCCAUAUCCACAAUGGAUACGAAACUUGUGGUCACUGCGAGCCAGGAUUGGUGCAAAAAAGUGCCACUGUCAUGGACAAUGUUAGUGAGAAGAAAGAUCAGCAUAAAUUGGAGUUGAAGAGAUUAAAACAUAAAUUUGGUGUCGAGAAGAAUAACGUUACAACAUCUAGUCAAGUUGCACCUGGUUAUACAGAUCGAGCUCAAGCCAGAAGAGUCUUAGUCGGAUCUUUGAACCAUCAUGCUAAAACUGAACAGAGUUCUUUAGAUACUUCUAUAGCCAAGGACAACAAAGGUUUCAAACUGUUAUCGAAAAUGGGCUGGUCCGAAGGGAAAUCACUCGGAAAAGACGGCGAUGGUAGAACUGAGCCGGAAUUUUCUAAAUAAUCGUUGAACGUUGAGCUCGGGAGCCGAGAAACUGCCAACCAGGUAUAUGGGCAAUGAUCCGAAUAAACCUGCUGCGGUGUCUCGAGUGUCAAUGUAAGCGCGGCAUGGAAGCGGCAGCGGCGGCGGCGGCAGCGGCAGCGGCAGCAACAGCGGCGGUGCAAGGUGGACGUGAUACGGAGUUCGGAGGAAGGUGUUGGUAUAUCUGGUCAAACACCAUCGUAAACUAAGUCGUGAUCCGCGGUCCGUUCCCGGUGGUUGGGAAAGGUGUGCGAAUGCGCGGUAUACAUUAUAGGUGGGUGAGUUUUACUUUGCUGCGAGGAUAUCUCCGCCUCUCUUUCUCCUUCUUCUGAACCCGGGAGAGAAGAGCGGUUGGCACUUGCCAAGGGAGUUUGGAAAAAGGGUGAGAGAAGGAAGGAGGAGAAAAGUUGUAGAGCGAGAAGAAGAAGAAGAAGAAGAAGAAGAAGAAGAAGGAGCUGUGUGCUGCGGGGAGUCGAGAACUGAGAACUGGGAACUUGGAACUGAGAAGAGGAGAAGCGGGUAUUAAGAAAGGUUACAACAAGCCACACAGGCAAUAACAGCGGCAUUAAGUGGUCUAGACAGAUGCAUCACCAUCAGAGUGAUCAGGGAAGCGAACCGCGUGGGCGUUGACUUCUCCUUUCCUAUAUACCAAACCGAGAGCUGCUAUCUCAACCUGUGGAACCGAGUGAAAAGUCGGUGAGCGUCAACCGUUUACGACCGGCUCGAUUCGAUUCUCCGUUUCAAUUAUUAUGAAAAGCACCGAGUUUUAAUGGCGGGAAUUUUUCUAUAUUUCGACGAGUCGUUUUUGGGCGUUGGUAAAAAUUAUCGUACGAAACGCCAGUUUCUGGAGGAAUAUCAAUCCUCCCGGUGUUAUAUACGAUCAAAGAUUCUCCUAAUUGGUACCGCGUGGUGCAGGCGACGGGACAGCCAAUAGAGUCUGAUAUUUCAUUCGCACCGAAAGUGGCUCUAAAAGCGUCUGUGUAUAGCUCAGUCAUCCGUCCUAAAGAUAUAUACGCCAACCCUCCACGCGCUAUCGCCGUAUUCGUCGUUCUCAAAUCCGCUACGGUACAACGACGACGCCGAGCCAUCGCACAGCCCCCUUUUCUUUUAUACGUACACAUCGAGAGGUCCGACGUCUAUUUAACAAACACACUUAGGGAUGCACGGCAAAGUCGCUUUCGAAGGUAAACAAAUCUCGGAUGAGGGCUCGCGACAUAUCCGCGGGUGUAACGUAUACGACGCGUAUUAUACUACGGCGCAUAUCCUACGGGAUAUUAUACUCGUAUUCCAAAUUCAACCAGGAAAUAAAAUCCCCCUCCCCCCUCAUUUACAAUAUGUACCUACGCGUUUUGUAUACACUUGCGAGGUGUAUUGGAGGAUAAGGAAGAGAAAAUAGAAGGGAGAGCAAGGGAACGAAAAAAGGAGAAGCUCGUGUCUAAGAUAUGGAAGGAUGAUACGCGUGGUGCACAAGUUUGGCGAGGGCCGAGCUUUAAAAUCCUAACAUCUAUAUAUAUAUAUAUGGAAACGAGCCUCGGCUCGCAAGUAAGUCAAGUGUCUGAGGUAGGAGAGCUCGGCGAAGGGGUGAAAGGGGGUGAGAGGGUGUUGCCGGGGGCUGUAGAGGUCUCAUUUACAUCCAGACGGGGAGACACUUGCCCCAAAUACUCGUGAGGAUUCAGUAGAGUAUCUCUUCUAUGGCCGGCCAACCGAAAAACUAAAACUGCCUCAGCUUUUAGCGAUAAGAGUGCCUCGCUCCGGUAUUCGAAAAAGCGUUCUCCGUGUUCCUAAAAUAUCUGUACCUAUAUGAAUGGGUCGAAAAAAAUGGCGAGUAUCCGUUUAGCGGAAAGAAUUUGCCGGGAAAUACAGUAUGAAAUUUAUAAAACCAACAUCGACUCGUGUUCGCGAAACUCCCUGAAAAAAAUUUUGUUUCUCACGUUAUUACAUUUUCCCACAUUUGUUUUUCCCCCCCUCGAACGGUAUGUAGAUUAUUCCGUGAAAAUUUAGUUCGUCGUUUCCAAAGGUAUGUCAACGACUUAUCUAUAGGUGAGCAGCGAGUUAUAUGAGGAAUUUGCGGCGGUAUAGCGAAAAAGUAACUUUCAGCUCGUAUGAAACUUUUCGUCGGGCAAAUAUGAUGCAUUGUCUUAAAAUAAUUCAGCUUCCUUUUUAGUCUGGCAAUUUUAAGAAUGUCGUUUAAAACUUACGUAAGACACACGUGCGCCAGACAUGGGGUGGUAUUUGUUACAUCCACGUUAUAUAUGUAUAAUAUUUACUCACCAUAGUCAUCCGCUCGUUUUCUUCGGGCCUUUGAGCCUUUGGUAGAAAGUUUCCUGGGUUAUUGUCCAACUUUUGACAUGGAUACCUGUGAAAGUUCCCGCGAGUCUCGUGCGCGGAAAAUUUUUUCAACAAUCAAAAAUCCCUUACCUGGUGUAGUAAAAAAAUCAUCCGCGGGAUUUAUAAAUGAAAUUUUUUUUUCCUGUCCCUUUCGGAGGACUUGCGCAAAUACACUCGAAGAAAAGUCGAACGAUGAAUAAUCAAAUCAGAACCCUUCAAAUGGCAGGCAGUUUUUGGGGGACAGAACAAAAUUUUUAUACCAUC